UCAGCAACAUGAGUAAAACAAUUGGAAUGUGGAGCUUGAGCCUAUUGCUGCUGGCAGGAACUAUCAUCAAAUCAAAUGCGCAGAUAGAAAUAUAUGAAAGCACAGAAACCAUUACCGACACCGAGACGACCACUGAAGCCUUAUUAGGUCCUAUUGGACUAGUUGCGGACAACUUUGCUAGCAUGGCCGUGGAUGCGGGGGCUAUAGGCACCACACAGCUGGAGGAAGCUGUCCAGCGUUUGCUGUCUGAGCUGCAGCGAAAUAUAGUAAACAUAAAUUCCUUGGGUAUGGCACAGCUGAAUCAACAAAUCGAUCAGACCAAUCAGGUGUUCUUGGGUAAUCCUGACUGUAAUCCUGCCUGGAAUGUAAUAGACUUUACCGAGGAUGUAUCGCGACAGCUGAACGUUUGUACUGCACCACUAGAUAACUCUAUUUUACUGCUGCGUGAUAACGGGCGCAGCAUGUUGAACACAGCACAGAGUUUUGUGGAACAAAUUUCACAGUUGCCUGCACUGUGUCAAGGAUCAGAUAUGUCACCAUUGAACUUUGCUUUUAUGGGCGGCAGUAACUGCAUCUUGGAAGGCAUGAGCAGGCUCAAUCAGGGCCUGGCUCAGGCUAUGCAUAAUGUUAGUCUCUUAGUGUCACGUAUACGUCAUGUGGCGCAGCAGCAAUUAAGCCAAGCCGAGCAGUGCAGCGAACUUGUAGUUACCCAAAUGAGUAACGCUCUUUAUAGCCAGCGUGUAAAUUGUUUUUAAAUAAAUGACUCGGCAACAAAAA
This is a messenger RNA of Drosophila busckii, 777 nucleotides long. RefSeq lists its product as uncharacterized. The transcript has a single exon. The record is from RefSeq and is a predicted model, not a curated record. Bases 9 to 755 code for a protein of 248 amino acids. Lineage: Eukaryota; Metazoa; Arthropoda; Insecta; Diptera; Drosophilidae.